AUGGAAGACUUAGUAGAAAGUGAUGUAACACCACUUAUUGAACACUUACUCGUGAAAGUCAUACCAGUAUGCCCCGAUGGAAUGAGUCGAUCGCAAGCUAUCACUUCCGGUAGGUGUUGAUUAUGCUGGGAAGAGCAGCAAUGGUGAAGAAGUAGCUGGUUGCAUUCAAAGCCGGGUUCGCCAGUUACAAAUCUCUUUACGAUUUUUGCAGAUCCUAACUGAAACUGAGAGAAACAUUGUAACUCUGAUGGGACUCUUUGUGCAAGUAAUUGUAAUGGUAAGUAGAGUAGAUAUAAUGCCAUUGAAGGCCAUUAAGUGAUGACAAAAAUAGAAAUGUUUAGAAGGAUAUGAGUAGCUAAUGGGCUAAUAAUCCAAAAUGACCUAUUGUUCUCAUUAUUCAUAUAAUUUAGUUAAACACACUUAUUCUUAGAAGUUCUUUUAAUUGUGUUAUUGUUUUAGAAUGAGAGUGUUUGUGUUGGCAUAUAGCAAGAAUCAAGAGAGCCAUAUGGGUUGGCAUAUAUUGGUGACUCAAGCCCAAAUGGUGGAAUUCUGAAAGUAAGCCUCGAGAGUUGUGAAGUUACUGUCUGUAGUAUGCAAUGGCCCUGUCAAUUGUAACACUGUUCAUGGAAUUGCCAUGAAUAAUGAUGGCAAGAUAUAUUUCACUGACGGAGAAAGCAGGAAGUUGGCAGAAAUUCUCAAUAACGAAGUUACUGUAAUCGCAGGAUGCGAAAGUGAUGGAUCAAACUCAAGCUCUUGCGCUUUGUUCUCUCAACCCACCACCCUUUGUGUCAAAGAAAACACUCUAUAUGUAGCAGAUACCUUGGUUAUAGCGAUUCAAACGGUUACCCCAUGUGAAGAAAUGUGCAAAUCCUUGAAGGAAUUCAAUGCAUUAUAUCAAGUGUUUGGUGUGCACUUGAAAAAGAAGAAAGCAGAAUGGUACUUGUUGGAAGAACCAAUACCUCCACUCGAACGUCUGUACGACUUUUGCACCUCGUGGAUCGAGGACGUUCAGCAAUGUAUGCGAAAGGAGUGUGUCACCCAAGGACCAGAAGGAACUGUGUCAAGGAAAAGUGUUCACAGUUUGGAGCUAAUGAUUUUGUCACUGAAGAGAAUUCAGGAAUCAUCAACAAACUGCCUGUGGAUUUCACUAUUACACUGCUGA
Molecule: messenger RNA, 1162 nt
Organism: Paramuricea clavata
Lineage: Eukaryota; Metazoa; Cnidaria; Anthozoa; Malacalcyonacea; Plexauridae
Source: the annotation of a GenBank genome assembly